Messenger RNA from Penicillium arizonense, 462 nucleotides. RefSeq lists its product as uncharacterized. The coding region runs from base 1 to 462 and encodes 153 amino acids. NCBI's taxonomy places the organism in Eukaryota, Fungi, Ascomycota, Eurotiomycetes, Eurotiales, Aspergillaceae. The record is from RefSeq and is a predicted model, not a curated record. The transcript has 3 exons.
AUGGGUCGCAAUAUCAAGUGGGACGCCACAGCGGACCAGAUCCUCCUCGCGAAGAUCCUGGAGGUCCAUGGUCUGUCGAUCGACUUUAACAAGGUCGCCGAGGCCUGGUCCUCGGACCUUGAAUUCAGACCAACGGCACGUGCAAUCAGAGAGCGUAUUUUCAAGAUACGCGGAAAGGCCAAGGCGGCCACCACGGGCCUUCCGGGCUCUCAAAGCCCUAUCGCGACUCGAAAUCCAGCCACUCCUCGCAAGCCAGCCGGUGCCCAAAAGGCAGCUACAACCAGUGGCGAGACGACUCCGAUUCCCCCCCGCAAGCGCAAGCGUGCUAUCAAGGCUGAGGAUAGCCCAACUAAGGAAAGCGAGGACGAGGGUGUCGAAACCAAGGGACUUUUUGCCGCCUGGAUCAAGGAUGAGCCAACUUCCGGACAGGAGGAUGGUGCCGACUCCUGCCGCGAGGACUAA